AUAGGAUUUUGAGCGGAAAAUAUGAAUUAUUAUUCGGUAAUAUUUUGAUGGAUUGCAGAAGUAGAUAGGCCUAAUAGGAAAUCUACUUUAGGAAAAAUAAUUAUCAACUUAUAUAAAUAGAAUAAUGAUGAUUUUCAACUUAUGUGCCAGUUUAUAUCCCCACCGGAUUUAUAAACUGUCCAAACGGCCCUUAGUAUUGUAUUCAGUGUUGUUACAUCUCAUACAUUACAUUUGACAAUAAUUAUUAUUUUAUUCAAGCUCAAUUAAUGAAGAUCUGGCUUACAACGUGCGCUAAGUUAGAAUUGCAGGUAAAAACAGGAGUGAACAGGAGUUUGAUAUUAAUAUUAAACGAGAAACUGAAAAAUACUUCUUAUCCUCUAUUAAAAUGGUGCCAACUCAAUUAGUAGCAAUAUGAAUACGAAACAUCAAGUUCAUCUAGCUAUAGUGAGGUCCAAGUUAUAAUGGCAGUAUUUGAUUAACACUGGUGUUGCUAUCCUUUUCUAUCAUUCGAAAAAACAGAUAGCUCUAUCUUUUUAUAGCUCCGCAAAGUUUUCAAAUCCAUUUUUAACAAUGUUGAAAUAUAAUUAAUUAAGGCAGACAAUCGGCAAUGCUGUUCUUCUAUCUUCAUCCACUGCCAUUAUAACUUGGACCGCACUAUAGCUACAUGUAAUGCCGCUUCCACACUCUUGCCAAGUGCGUAUAAAUGUCUAUGAGCGCGAGAGUGUGGAUGGCUACUAUGCCACCGCUCGUCAUCACUCAGCCCGUAUAGAUGUAUACAGCAAGCCGUUUGGCAAGCGACUUGGCGAGUGUGUGGUAGUGACAUAAAUCCAGUCCCAAGGUGCAAUUUCUUAGCGGUGACGUGUAUCUAAGCAGGCGACUUGAGACGCGUAGUUACAGCAGUCACGGCUUGAUGACUUAUUGGAUUUUUAUGUUGUAUAAAUGUUAUGGCGACAGAUGAAUUAGAAUUGUUGACUGCUAUAUUGCUUUUACGAUUAAUAUCUAAUGAAUAAUCGUAUCUAAUGAGUUUAUAGGAUAUGUGCUUUAGCCGUAACGGCUCUAGGCACGCGUUUUAAAACGCCGUUAAGGAAUUACACCUUUAUUAGGCCCAUAUGCAACAGCUCGGUUAAAACUGAGUAAGAUCAGCUGUUUGUUUAAAUAAAUGCGACCAUAUCAACAAGUAAUCGUGGUUUAGUGUGUAACGUGGUGCAUAAAAUAAUAGCCCUGAAACAACGAAACAUAGGACUCAAUCAUAUGGUUUGGAAAAUAUAAGGUUUGCUCACAUUAACCUUGAAACAAGAUUUGUCCCCCUGAUAUUUCAAACUAUAGUUACACCCAAUUUUCGGUGAAUUAAUUAACUUGUGAAUUCUUAAUCAUUUUGAACUGAUCUAAAUUCUCUAAUUAUCUGAAUAUUUUUAUAAUGGAAGCGAAUCCAAUAAAUGCAUGUCAUCUUGCUAUAGAUGAUAAUGUUUUUAUACUAAAUUAUAACAAAGCAGUGGUCGUUCGAAAUGGCAUUGCCUACACCAACACAAGAUCUCGUUUGCGGCGCAUGGUACGAUAUACUUCUUCCGAUGGCUUACAAGAUGAUGAAGUGGAUGAUGAUUUACCAAAAACAUCUCAAAGUCUUUCACCUGACUCAUCAGAAUGUACAGUGGAAAAUAAAGGUUUUAGACUGCACUGGCUGUGUAGCUUGCACUGUGAAGAAAUGUUUAUUCCAUGUAGAGUGAGCGGACUUCAUUUUCCUUACUCCAAGAUGGGACAGAUGCUACAAAUGCAAUACCUUAUUGACUGCAAACCAGAAAAUUGCUAUACAGAUUCAUUCACGAAGGCUCUCGAAUUUUCAAUGACGCAAAUACUAAUGCAAGAAGUCCAAUUUAAAGUAUUUACUUUGAUACCUGGUUACAGCAUACAGUUGAAUUGGCUGACACCACGUCCAAAACAUCUUAUUCUCAAAAAGAUCGAACGAAUUCUAUGGUAGGAGAUUAAUGAUUAUUGAAUUGACUUAUCAAACUUAUUCA
This is a messenger RNA of Nilaparvata lugens (brown planthopper), 2015 nucleotides long. RefSeq lists its product as uncharacterized. The record is from RefSeq and is a predicted model, not a curated record. NCBI's taxonomy places the organism in Eukaryota, Metazoa, Arthropoda, Insecta, Hemiptera, Delphacidae. The transcript is spliced from 3 exons. Bases 1418 to 1975 code for a protein of 185 amino acids.